AUGUCUAAUGGAAAUCAAAAUACUACAUUGGAUAAACCACCUCAAAAUGCCACAAUAAUAAAGAGUAUCACAAAUACUACCAAUGACAUAAAUGAAGAAUCUAAUUCAACUAUUAAUCAACAAAUCAUUGAAAUACUAGAUAAAGAUAAUCAAAAUGUAACAGAGAAACCUACAGGUAAUGAUUCCCAAACGGUAUUAAAAGAACAAUAUAUUGCUGAAUCUGACUUAAAACAAAAUCAUACUAAUGAUACUCUUAUGAAAUACAUAUACAAGAAAAAUGAAAAGGUAAAUCUUCCAGAAAAAUCCAAAGGACAUGAUCAAAAUAGCCUGAAAAGAAAGAAGAGGUUCAUCAAUUCCUCUGACUCAGACAUUGUUCCCAGACCACAAAAUCUACCAGUUUCAAUAGAUUAUGUAGAUAUCGAUCACGCUAAGGUUAAGGAAGAAAUAUUUUUACCUGCAACACGAACGGGAGGAAUUGUACAAAGUUCUAAUUUAGCAGAUUUUAAUAUAGAGACAAUUCACAACGAUAAAACAAAAUCAGCUAAUGAUGACACCCAUAAGGAAAAUAUCAAUCCCAAAGCGCAAAUAAUAACGAAAUUUUCUCCAAAUCUUGAUGAAACUAAAGAAGAAUCUCAAGAAAGUGUUGAAAACCAUGAAAACAAAUACCGUUUGGAAAAGAGGCCACAAAAUAAGGAUUCCGGUGAAAAUCGAAGCCAAAGUGAAGAAAUCUCUAGCAGCAUUGAAAGUGAACAUAGCGUAGAAUUGCCAAAUACUUCAACAUCCAUUGAAUAUAUUGGAGAAAGUAAAGAAACGGAGAUGUACAGAGAUAGUAUUAACCCAAUCCCACCCAAGAAACCCCAAAACGAAAAAAAUCAGGAGUCAGAUAAGGCUUAUGAGUCGUCAAUAGAAAACAGUAGUGAAACCAACCACGAGUACACCGGAACUAUCGAAUCUAGUGAACUUCAUAGUAAUCAAGGAAAUAACUCAAAUAGCGACAACUCUCCACUAAUAGUACCAAAGCAAGAUUACGUUAAUCAUGAAAUUAAUAAAGAUAAUGUGGAUGGAUUCCCAUUACUUUCUCGUGAAAAUUAUACUAAAGAUGUUGGCACAGACUCUUUGGAGACACCUAAAUUAAGCGAAAAAGUGAGUGAUGAGAGUAAAAGUGAUGAAAAUACAGAAAUAUAUACAGACUCUCGUUCUGUAGAAGAGUUAAAGGAUACUAAAAGUGAAAAGCAAACCCGUAUUAAUGAUGACGAAGUCAAACCUGUUGUAGAACUUAAUAAUGGAAGCAUCGAGUCAAGCGAAGAAAUUUCAGACGAAGAUGUUAAUUUAUAUUUAAAAAAUAACAGUAAACUAGUUUCACUCACUCCCGUAAAGAACGUUGAUACAAAGAAAAAGGAUGCUUCAGCGCAAAGUGAUAAUUCAGAAAAAGUUGACGUUAAACAGCAGUUUGAAAGAAUACCCUUAGAUUACAAUCAUGCAAAUGAAGAAAUCAAAAAUAAUUCCAGCAAUACCACAGCCUCCCAAAUCAAACCGACCGCAAUAUCAAGUGAAGAGAAAGACAAAGAAGGUACUUUAGAUACAUUGACGCCGUUAAAUCCUACAUAUGACGAUGAGUUAAACGUAAAAUUCCAUAACGUGCCUAUAAAACUUCCAGAAAUAAAAUUACCCGAAGACAUUUUGUCUUACGCUUACGAUGGACCUUAUUAUGAAACAAAAACACGCAAAGAUAAAGAUGCUCAAAAACAAAAAUUCUACUACAAUUACGAAGAUGACGAUACUGAAAAUGUAAAGAAAGAAGCCGAAAAAAGUGGAGAUCCCAAUGCUAACUAUAUGUGGACACUAGAAUAUGGCGAAAAUCUGUAA
Messenger RNA from Papilio polytes (common Mormon), 1866 nucleotides. Its product is annotated as suppressor of Mek1-like. Lineage: Eukaryota; Metazoa; Arthropoda; Insecta; Lepidoptera; Papilionidae. The transcript has 2 exons. The record is from RefSeq and is a predicted model, not a curated record. Bases 1 to 1866 code for a protein of 621 amino acids.